Molecule: messenger RNA, 718 nt
Organism: Planococcus citri (citrus mealybug)
Lineage: Eukaryota; Metazoa; Arthropoda; Insecta; Hemiptera; Pseudococcidae
Exons: 2
Coding region: 91-561 (156 amino acids)
Source: RefSeq, a predicted model, not a curated record
AAUACGUGACUAUUUUGGCUUCAGGACUGUCGCCAAAGGCCCCGGCUCUUCUUGGAAUUUCGUGGAAGAUUUACAAGCGAGUACAAUGGGAUGGUUGUCUGUCGCGUCGAAAUUGAAUCAUCAGCUUCGGUGAUCCGCCUGAAGACGGCUUCGAAGAGCGGCCAACGUAGCGGAGCUGACCACCGAUCUACGAUGAGUAGACGGUAUCAUCGAACAAUGUCAUCGGAUUCUUGCGAAUGUGAUGACGAAGAAGAUUACACGACUAGUUCAUCAACCACAACGGGCGCUUUUGAUGGACACUCGCACGUAUUCCAAGCCACUCACAGUCGUCAAGCUUUUACCCCGAGGCCGAAUCGAGCCAACGUUAACGUUACCGAAGGCUACUCGCAGCCGCAGAAUAAAUCUAGAGGGCGAGGUCUUCUUUUACAAAAUUGUAACAAGAAAGCUCCGCAGACCAUCUCCCGCAACACGAUGCCAGAAAUUGCCGAAAUGGGCAAUAUCAAAGUCACCUUACCGAAUAACAGCGGUCGAGCGCGAGUUGUAAAUUUUCUAUUACGUUGAAAAAUCGUACCUACCGUUUUAUAAGUAGUAGUUGAGUUCGUUAUGUUUUGUAAAGCCAUGUUUUUACAAGUUUUUCAUUCGUUCGACUCGAUCAUGUAUUUAUUAUAGUUUUAUCAUUAAACUCGAUAGCGUAGGUAAUUUAUUAUUACUAGGUAGA